Molecule: messenger RNA, 1828 nt
Organism: Solea solea (common sole)
Lineage: Eukaryota; Metazoa; Chordata; Actinopteri; Pleuronectiformes; Soleidae
Exons: 3
Coding region: 390-1109 (239 amino acids)
Source: RefSeq, a predicted model, not a curated record
AUGACACUCCUAAAAAAGAACAAGUGUUGACUUCAAGCAAAGACAGUCGCUUGAUGACGGCCGCCAUUUUCUAUAGACAGACAAGAGUUUUAACAUGGAAACUUUUCACGUUAAAACCUAAAAUCACCUUUUUAUACCAACUUUAGGAGAGGGCCUUGCUUUACGAGGGCGGCCAUUUUGUGCCGCCCUUUGGCAAAGCCAGAUUCAGCCAGAUUAACGUGUUUUUUUAUGGUAUAAUCAAUGUUGACAGACUUCAGAGUGGCCAGGCAUGGACAGACGUGGACAGGCGUGAGCAGCGACCGCUUCCAACGAUGUUUGGAUAUGAAACGCGAGAAAUAUGACGGAAGAGUUAAAUAAAACACAGGAAAUAAAAGAAACAGGCAGUUUAAAUGGUUUUAAACCAGUUUAAAAUGUGGAUGUCUUCCUCCUCGUGUCUCAGUGGACCUGUCUUCUCCCUGCAGGAGCCAGAGGGCGAUGUGGAGCCACAGGUUGACUCACACUCACUGAUUCAAACUCCAGUCUCGAGAGCCGAGUGUCGGAAGAGGAGCAGCAGCCGCAGCCGCUUCCCUGGCAGAGAGAGAACAAACCAUUCAACAACGUCGAAAGUUGCCUACUUCAAGAGGAAAUAUGCGGAGGAGGAGGAUUUACACGGAGGCCUACGUGGAUAUUUUCAAAGACACCUGAUCCUGCAGGAGGAGCGCAGCUGCAUCCUGAAGCUGUCCCUGGAGAAGCUGAGGUUCCUGGACGACCCCGAGGCCUACCUGCGACGCUCCGUCCUCAUCAACAACCUGCUGAGGAAGAUCCACCAUGAGGAGGAAGAGAUUGGGGCUGAGGAGGAGGAGGAGGAAGAAGAGGAUGAGGAGGAGGUAGAAGAAGAAGAAGUGGGGGAGGAAGGAGAGAGCGGGCAAUGGAGGCUGAUGUACCCGGACAGGAAGAGAGUGAAGGUGCUGGUGACGGACUGCUGCUCUCCUGCGUUUGGUCUGGAGGAGCUGCAGCGUUACCGGCUGCUGCCGUGCUACCCUGCUGCUGCUGCUGGAUGUCUGUACAGCCUGAGCUCCUGCCCGAGGAACCACCAGGUCCUUCUCUACGACCUGGACGACCACGGCUGACUCCCGCCUGCCCCGCCUGUGUUCUCAGAGCUGGGAGAGAGGCAUCAUCUCUCCUCAGUUACCACCACAGACCUGUGGAGCUCGCGUUUGUUCACGCGUCAGCGGGACGACGUCGCCCCCCUCUGGUCGACCGACUGAAACGCAGCAGCGAAUGUGAGAGGCCGAGAAAAAAAAGGAAAAAAAAAAAAAAGAGGAACCCCUGAUUGUUGUUGUGCGUCAGGAUGGACAGGGCGUCUGAUGCUGAUGUCAAACUCUGCCGCAGCAGCUUCACUGCCAUUCUAAAGGGAUCGUCUUGGAUUUUUGAAGUGUUUGCAUGAAGUAUUUAAACAUGGCUGAUUUUUGUCACUUCACUCAAGGCUUACCUUUUUUUUCUCCCCCAAUUGUGCCUGACAGCAGCAGCCAUGUCGACCAUGGUCUAAAACCUCAUCUAACCACACUUCAAAAACCCAGAACUGUCCCUUUAACGUUCCCUCAUGUGAGAGACUCGGAGCAGAAAUGUCUAUUUUCUAUUUUUUUGCUGUUGCUGUCGUGCUUUUAUUGUACGUGUUGCUCAUGUGAGCGGUGAGCAUAUUCAGGGAUUUCUCAGUGACACAUGAGCCUCUGCGUGGAGAAUAUGUGCUGAAAUGCUUUGUGUCACCUUUGAAAAAGUGACUUUACGUCGUGUGCUUUACGGAAAAACUUUCUUUUAUGUAACAUUCACUGGACUCUGUGGACCCCCC